GGGGCCGGUCCCGGCGCUCCCUCCGCUCGGCGUGGACCUGUACUGGACGCCGCCGCACAGCGCUGCGGCUCCUCCCGCGCCCCUCCGUGGGGGCGGCGGCGGCGGCGGCCUGGCGCCCCACCGGCCUGGGAUGCGGCUGACGCGGAAGCGCCUCUGCGCGUUUCUGAUCGCCCUCUACUGCCUCUUCUCCUUCUACGCCGCCUACCAAGUCUUCUUCGGGAGCCGCAGCCGGCCGCCAGCCGCCGCCUCGCGAGGGCUCCGGAAAGGGGCGGCCCUGGCGCCGGAGAGGCGCGGCCGAGCAGGACAGUCUACCUUGGGAAGUGAAGAAUGGAAUCCUUGGGAAAUAGAUGAAAGGAAUGAGCAGCGACUCAGAGUUAAAGCUAGACUCCAAAUACUAAAUAAAUCCACGAGGACAAAACCGGACCUCCAUAUACAAAUCUGGGGGAAAGCCGCCAUUGGUUUCUAUCUCUGGGAACAUAUUUUUGAAGGCUUUCUUCAACCCACUGAAGUGACCUCUCAGUGGAGAGAAGGAAAGUUGAGUUUUGGAAGAACACAUUUCAGCUUCAUCACUGGGCCAGCAGUAGCCCCAGGGUACUUCUCCAUUGAUGUGAAUAAUGUGGUACUUGUUUUAAACGGAAGAGAAAAAACAAAGGUCUUUUAUGCCACCCAGUGGUUACUUUAUGCACAAAAUUUAGUGCAAACUCAAAAACUCCAGCAUCUUGCAGUUGUUUUGCUUGGCAAUGAAUAUUGUGAAAAUGACUGGAUAACCCAGUUCCUCAAGAGAAAUGGAGGCCCUGUGGAACUGCUUUUCCUGACCUAUGACAGUCCCUGGAUUAAUAACGUGGAUGUUUUCCAGUGGCCUUUAGGAGUAGCAACAUACCGGAAUUUUCCUUUGGUGGAGACCAGUUGGUCAAUUGUGUAUGAAGAGAGGCGUUACUUAUGUAAUUUCUUAGGAACAAUUUAUGAAAAUUCAUCUCGACAGGCACUAAUGGACAUUUUGAAACAAGAUGAGUACAGUAAACGUUGCUGGGUUUCAACAAGAGAACAGUGGCCACCUCAAGAAACAUUUGAAAGUCUUAAGAAGUACCAAGACGCCUUGCUUCAUAGUGACCUCACAUUGUGCCCAGUAGGUGUAAACACAGAAUGUUACAGAAUAUACGAGGCUUGCUCUUAUGGCUCCAUCCCUGUGGUGGAAGACGUGAUGACAGCUGGCAGCUGUGGGAAUACGUCUGUUCACACCAAUGCUCCUCUGCAGCUACUCAAGUCCAUGGGUGCUCCCUUUAUCUUUAUUAAAGACUGGAAGGAACUUCCUGCUAUUUUAGAAAAAGAGAAAAAUCUAAUUUUAUAUGAAAAGAUUCAAAGAAGAAAAAUGUUACUACACUGGUAUCGGAACUUCAAAACACAGCUGAGAAUGAAAUUUACUAGUAUUUUAGAAAGUUCAUUUUUAAGGAAAAAUAAAGGUUAACUGUUAAUUAUC
Molecule: messenger RNA, 1477 nt
Organism: Oryctolagus cuniculus (rabbit)
Lineage: Eukaryota; Metazoa; Chordata; Mammalia; Lagomorpha; Leporidae
Gene: RXYLT1
Product: ribitol xylosyltransferase 1
Biological process (GO): protein O-linked glycosylation via mannose
Cellular component (GO): Golgi apparatus
Molecular function (GO): ribitol beta-1,4-xylosyltransferase activity
Source: RefSeq, a predicted model, not a curated record